This is a messenger RNA of Python bivittatus (Burmese python), 5381 nucleotides long. It is a transcript of the gene SLC16A6, whose product is annotated as solute carrier family 16 member 6. Gene Ontology annotation, biological process: transmembrane transport; monocarboxylic acid transport. The record is from RefSeq and is a predicted model, not a curated record. Lineage: Eukaryota; Metazoa; Chordata; Lepidosauria; Squamata; Pythonidae. Gene Ontology annotation, molecular function: monocarboxylic acid transmembrane transporter activity.
GGCUGGAGCCGGUAUAAAAAGCAGAGCUACUGUAGUGAACUAGAAGAGACGGCAGCAUUUGUGAAAAAGAGCAGGAGAGAGCGGGGAGUGAAUGCUGAGAUUGCUAGUCAGGCAAAGGGCAGAAUCCCCUGAAAACUCAGGAGCAAAGGAGGCACCGGUUGGCCAUGGGGCAGCCUUGGCACCGGCAGCGAGAGCCUAGCGUCGGAUAACCAGCAAGACUCCUAGCCACUAUUUCCCGUUGAAGGGGUCUAUUUUAGGCGCAGGGCAGGCUCCACCUUUUCCAAAAGGGGUCAGGAGUAUAAGUCUGAGGCGAUUGCAGCCCCCUUCCCGUGCCUUCUGGAGCUGAGUCUUUGGUUCGCGCUCCUGAGGGCGAAGGGUUGGGUGUUCCAGCAGUCACCUCAGCAUGUUGCUGACCAGGUCAUAGGCCAAAGCUGCUCUUCUCUGCAGCUUGGGGGGAUCCUUUUCUUCCACAUCUUUCUCUCCCCAAGUUGCAGCAGCAACACCUUCUACUGACCUGAUCAAAAUGACUGUCAAAGCAACUAAAAUGUCAUGCAUUGCCCCAAAUGUUUAUACUAAAGUGCCUGAUGGAGGAUGGGGAUGGAUUGUGGCAUUCGCUUUCUUCUUUGUGGAGGCCCUGACGUAUGGCAUUAUCAAGUCAUUUGGGGUCUUCUUUACUGACUUAGUGGAAAGUUUCGAUGAAACCAACAGCAGGAUAUCAUGGAUAAUCUCAAUAUGUGUCUUUGUACUUACAUUUACAGCUCCUCUUUCUACAGUAGCAGCCAAUCGUUUUGGUCAUCGUCUGGUGGUGGUGAUUGGAGGGUUACUGGUCAGCACUGGAAUGGUUGCCGCUUCCUUUGCACGUUCAGUUGUUGAAAUGUACAUCUCAACUGGCAUCGUCUCGGGUUUAGGAUACUGUUUUGCCUUUCUUCCAACUGUCACCAUUCUGUCUCAGUACUUUGACAAAAAGCGUUCAUUGGUCACUGCCGUGGCUUCUACAGGAGAAUGCUUUGCUGUUUUCUCUUUUGCACCAGCUAUCACCGCUUCAAAGGAAUACUUUGGUUGGAGACCCAGCCUCUUGUUUGUUGGUCUACUGCAGCUUGGAAUUGUUGCCUGUGGAUUGCUGCUGCGACCCAUCACAGUCAUAGCCCAGGAAGUAGUGAAAGUAUCAUCGGUGGAAGAGCAAAGAGAGACAAAGUACAUGCUUGAAAAUGAGCAGACACGCACCUCAAUAGACUCCAUUGACUCAGGAGUAGAAAUAACUACCUCACCCCAUAACAUACCUAGAGAUGCCAACUUGGAACUCAAAAGUGAAGAACCAAAGGAAAACACAGAGAUGCUCAUAGCAAGUGGUAGCGUUCCCACCAAGGAACCCAAACCCGAACUCCUCCUAGACUUCUCUGUGUUGAAAGACUACAGCUUUAUUUGUUAUGCGCUUUUUGGUCUAUUUGCUACCUUGGGAUUCUUUGCUCCUUCGCUGUACAUAAUUCCUCUCAGCAUGAGCAUUGGCAUCAACAAGGAUCACUCUGCUUACAUUCUGUCAGCAAUGGCAAUUGCUGAGGUCUUUGGUAGAAUCAGUGCUGGCUGGGUCCUCAACAAAAAGCCCAUCAGAAAAAUUUAUAUCGAACUCAUCUGUGUCAUUCUGCUGGACGUUGCCCUUUUUGCCUUCCCUCUUGCCUAUGAUUUUUGGGGGCUAAUGAUGUGUAGCAUUUUCUUCGGAUUCAUGCUUGGGACAGUAGCUGGCACUCACAUUCCAAUGCUGGCUGAAGAUGAUGUUGUCGGCAUUGAGCGGAUGGCGUCUGCUGCAGGGGUCUAUGUAUUUAUUCAAAGCUUAUCAGGGCUGGCUGGACCACCCCUUGCAGGUGUACUAGUGGAUACCACAAAAAAUUAUAGCUCUGCAUUCUAUUCCUGUGCUGCUGGAAUGCUCUUGGCUGCUGUAUUCCUUUCUUUGGUGAGGCCUUGCAAGAAUUUAAGAUGUCAAAGUAAGAAACAGUCAGUACAAGAGAAUGUCUCAGAGCCUCGGCGGGAUGUACCGGAUGAUUUUAUAGAACCUGAUUUUGGAAAAACUGAGGAUUCUGUGAAGGGCUUUGACAGCAUAGCUUGAAUUUUAAAAUAUGUAUUUAGAAAUUGGGGAAAAAGAAGUCAGCUCAAGUCCACCUUCUAAAAACUACACGUUAAAGGGAAUGCAAAAUUAUAAAGGUGAACAGAAGUUAGUAAUCCUUUCAUAAAGAUUAACAUUAUCUAGUGUUCGAAAACACCUGGAAUGUGAAGUUCCAUUGAUUAAUCCAUGCACACACUCCUAUUGAGCAUGAAGUUGUGAUUAAAAUUUUCAUAUUAAUGGGAAGCAGGCAACACAUAAUCUCUUAAUUCCAAAUCACAGUGAAGAGGCCAACUGUUGUUAUGUUAAAGAAAAAUCCAAUAUGGCUCAUGUAACUAAAGCUAAGUUUGCCAUGUUCUUUGUUGCCUAGGAGAAUCUCACACCAGAAAUGUUCUUCUCUUAAUUAACAACACAGGAAUAGUGCCACAGAAUAACUAAUCUGAUAAAACAGAGUCUGAGUUUUUUGUUUCUUUUCAUCAAAUAAAUAUAGCUGUGUUUUAAUUUUAGGUAUUAGGGAUUACAUUUAUAUUUGGAACAGGGCUGAGGAACAGGUAGUCAGUUCUCCUGUUCAGCACGACUUGAAUUGGAAUCCAGCAACAUAUAGAAAGAAGUAACUUUUGUCAUUGCUGACUAGAGAAUUCAUGAAUAGCUUUUGUUUGCUUUUUUUAAAAAGUUUGGUUAAACUCCACAAAAUCUCAGAGGUUACCACUUCUAUUUUAGGGCCAGUUAGCAUAGCUGCCUUAUGAGGGUAUUAUCUUAUACUGUAGUUGAAAAUUAUUGCCUAAUCCUAAGUAUGUUUAUUUCUAACUUAUAAGUCCUACUGUUUUCUUCAAGAUUCACUACUGAAUGUGCAUAAAUUUGCAGCCUUGGUGAGAAUUGCUUUUUGAGUAGAUAUGCUCAGAUAUAGAGGGACGAAUUCUGAUUACGCGUGGAUAGGAUUGUAUUUUUAAAGACUUACUUCCCUUUGCUGUGCAGGCAAAUCACUAUGAUUCUAGCCGUUUUAAUUUUUAAAAAGUAUUUAUUUUUAUUUUGUGAUUAGCUGUUAUUUAAAACAAACAAACCAUAAAUUUGCCCAAAUUCUCUUCAGGUCUCUUUGAGGCAUUUCUAGUGUGUAGAUUUUUUAGAGGCAUAGAUAAUAGUGCACCUACUUCUUUUUAUUGUUACAGAAAACUUGCAGCAGACUGACUUUUAACGAAAUGAAACAUACACAUGCUGUUUUGGAGUUCAAAGAUUAAAACAACUGGACUAUAGUCUUAGUCGGUAACACUCUGAGGGUCUGCUCUGGUAUAAAGGAGGCUGUGGUUUAAAUCCAGUGAAACAUUUCAAACAUGUAGGGUAUUCUAUUAGGACCGUUCUAGUAAAAGUUAAGUCUACUGUUAAACGCUUUGCUGAAUUAGGAGAAAAACAUUUUUAAUCUGAAAAUAUUAUUCCACUGUCUCCAGUUAUACUAAGAAUCACCUUUCAGUUAGGUCUCUCUGUAGGCUUGAGUCCUUUAUGCACCAGCUGAGAAUGCACAUGCUGUAUAUUUGGGACUUGUUCUCACAUUUGUUAAUUUCCAUACCCUCAUCCACACGUAGGGCUUUUCUGAGGAGAAUGGAAGCCUUGACUGUUCCAUCAGUGCCUUCACAUGAAGGCUGUACAUUUUGCCAUUCCAUUUGCAUGACCACAGUUGUCCUUUAUUAGACAGUAAAGUGCAUGUGAAAGGUGACCCUGUGUAAUCUAAUGCCUCAGUCAUCUACUUGCAAUUCUCACUGGGCAGUGUACCUAGAAGCAGUCACAUUUGGGAUCCUAAAGGAGCCAAAUGCAUAAACCAAGCCUUGGAGUUCUACGAGGGCUAUCCGAUCUAUGCUUUAAAAAUCCAGGUGACUGCAAGAUGGCAGCAAAGAGAUACCUUAGCCUAACUCUUGUCUUUCAUCUGGUGGUUAUCCAGAUUUUUACAGCUGUAUCUGGUUACCCUAGUUUUAAAUGCUCCAUUUAUUGCAGCUAUAUAAUGUAUGAAUCAAUGUAACAAUCACUGCAGAGAAAAAUGCAACAAAGAGAAAGUUAGCAUUUUUAAAAUACAAUUUGUGCGCCCCCUCCUCCCAUUUUCAGUUAGUUUUAUAUAAAGAAAGGGAAUUGUAAGAGGUGGCAACAUGUUGACUAUUAUUGACUUUUAAUAAAUAACCAUCAGAGGUGACACGAGCUUGCUUGCCCCAUUUUUAUGCAUCUUUUUGUCACUAGACAACUCAGGGGGAAAAAUGAGAAAAUUGAAAAAGUCUGGUUCUGAAUACACAAGUACAGAUUCAAAUGUUUCUUGGUAAUCCAUUGAUAAUGGCACUGUAUGUUAACUAUUCUGCCAAGACUAUAUAAAUGAAGGUCAUUGUGGUUCAUGGUGGUGGUUUUCCUAAAGCCUGUACCAAAAAAAAAAAUUGUUCAAAAUCCAUACCAUUGCCAUGUGGUUAGGACAUAAAUACAUUUAUGUGAAUGUUAACCAAUUUUCAGUGGAACAUAUUUAAAAUAUUCUGAUUUUUAAAUAUUCUUAUCACAACAAAAACAAGAGCUACUAUUUGCACUAUGUUCUACUCAAAUCCUUUCCAUUCAAGGUGAUAAGAUGCCUAGGCACAGGAAAUGGUGCCCCUGUAUCUUUAAGCGACCCACCUUCUCUCCCUGCUGGAAAAUGAUGGAGACCAUGUUGCAAUUUAGGAUCUUUUCUUUAUUUUCAGCACUUUAUCAUGUACAGUAGAGCCCUGAUAAACUGCAGGGAAGAUUGGGAGGAGGAGGAAAUGACUAGGUUUUCUAGUUUUUUUAGUAGGGAAUAAAAUAAUGAGGUGUAUACCCAUAAAAUUGAGUUAUUUAUUUAGCAAGCAUGCCAUGUACCUGUUACACUUCUAGUAAAGCAGAAAACGUAAGGUAGGCAUGGCAAUCUAAAUCUUAAACUAUUUUUGGAAUAAAAAGGCCCACAGUCACUGGCAAAUGUUCAUACUGUGAUUUAACCUACCUGAACUAUCGUAGUUUGAAUUCUAACAUAAAACCACCAUAAUACAGGUAGUCCUUGUUUAGCAACUGCCUUGGAUAGUGACUGUUUGCAAAUACAAUGGUAAUAAAUGGCAAUAAAAAAUUCAUUUUCUGACCAAUGGGAACAUUUACCACAACAAAAAUCUUCAGUGUGAAACUGAUUGUGGUCUGGUCAGUUUCAGGCAGCAAGGUGCCAGGGAAGGUUCUAAUCCACUAAUUAAGGUCACAGAGCUAAGCUUGUUAACUUACAGUUAGCACUUUUUAGGGAAGGGCAGAGAAAGCAGCUCAGGAA